Molecule: messenger RNA, 901 nt
Organism: Tripterygium wilfordii
Lineage: Eukaryota; Viridiplantae; Streptophyta; Magnoliopsida; Celastrales; Celastraceae
Product: vacuolar protein sorting-associated protein 25
Exons: 7
Coding region: 176-715 (179 amino acids)
Biological process (GO): protein transport to vacuole involved in ubiquitin-dependent protein catabolic process via the multivesicular body sorting pathway
Cellular component (GO): ESCRT II complex
Molecular function (GO): structural molecule activity; protein homodimerization activity
Source: RefSeq, a predicted model, not a curated record
GAUCAAGGUCUUGAUAUUGGGCUACAAGCUGUGCUCUCACAGGUGAAGAAACAAGGCCUUUGCAAGCAAACUCUUCUUCAGAGAGGAGUCGCAGAACAGCAUCAAAAACGAUUCUGACAAAGUACCAGGGAUGCAAUAGUUUAAUUUAUUGUUUUAUCAAGGAAACGCGAGAGAAAUGCAGAAGCUAGGAGAUUUCAAGCUUCCCCAGUUCUUCAAUUACCCACCCUAUUUCACUCUGCAACCUGUGAGGGACACCCGGGAUAAGCAGGUAAAACUGUGGAAGGAGCUAAUCCUUGAGUACUGUAGAACUGAAAAGAUAUUUGUUAUUGGACUGGAAGAAGAUUUUCCUCUAUUCUCAAAUCCUGUGAUUGAAAGAUCUCUUGGUCACGAAGCUAAGGAAGCAUUUCUUUCUUUCUUGGUGUCUGAAGGUCGUGCAGAAUGGUUAGAUAAAGGACAUAGGAGAUGUCUUAUCCUCUGGCAUAGGAUUGAAGACUGGGCUGACAUUAUAAUACACUUUGUGAAAGACAAUGGGUUGGAGGACAGCGUUAUGACUGUUGAAGAAAUGCGUUCAGGGAUUGAAUCUCGAGGAACAGAGCUUCAUGGAAUGGAUCGGACAAUUUUAAUGCGAGCAUUGAAGCUACUUGAACACAAGGGGAAGCUCGCGAUCUUCAAAGGGACUUCAACAGAUGACGAAGGUGUCAAAUUCUCCUUGUAAUAAUCUACUAAGUGCAUCACUUGCUGGAGUGCCGCAUUUGAAUGUAAUCAAUCAUUAAAAGAUUCUUGACGUAAUUUUGGUGGAUAGUUUUCCCAAUGAGUCUUUAAAUCUUACCGUUUAUCAUUCCGAUCUUCCUUAACUGGAUAUCUUUCUUGAUUUACUGGUUGAGUAUGAUUCAUUUGUUAA